Molecule: messenger RNA, 5421 nt
Organism: Mangifera indica (mango)
Lineage: Eukaryota; Viridiplantae; Streptophyta; Magnoliopsida; Sapindales; Anacardiaceae
Exons: 3
Coding region: 485-4867 (1460 amino acids)
Source: RefSeq, a predicted model, not a curated record
AUAAUUUCAAAUAAAUCUAUUAUUGCAUGGUGCAUGAUGAGUGAGAAGCCAAACAAACCAUGAACUUUUGUUCUUCGUUAAUCUAUCUCCUGUCCGAUGUGCGCCCCAUACACAGAUUAUUCAAAACACAGCUCUCCAUAGCGAUACUUUUCUUGCUCAACCCCAUAAAGCUUACCAUAAAGGAAACAAGAUUCCUUUCACUUUUGUCUCUUUUCAAUCUCGUCUUUUCUUUUCCUAACAAAACCUUUCUACUGUUCACUCAUUGCUGCCUUUAAACUAAUCGGCUCAUAUCCAUUUUUCUUUUCUAAUUCAUUUCUUGAAUAUUUUUUAUUCUCUCUCACUGGAAAAAUUCCCACUUGAAGGCCAACCAAUGUCAAACUUUUCAUUUUUUUCGUUUCAGCUGUUGAGUUGAUCGUCCUCUGAUUGCUUGGAAUUUCAUUUGAUUGCAUUUUUUUAGAGACUGUAUUUUUGCUGUUCUGAUGAUAUGGAGAGUGAAAUGGGAGUUGAUGCAAUGAGAAUUAGGGUUCAAAUCAGGAAAAUUAUGGCUUUUUCAAUACGUUGGUAUAGAUCAGUUUGUAACCAUCCAUUCCUUGUGGGUUUUGUGUGUUUUUUGAUACUUUUGUAUAGAUCAUCUCCUUUUAUCUUUUCCCUUUUGGUUUCUGCAUCUCCUGUUUUGAUUUGUACUGCGAUGUUGCUUGGUACCCUUUUGAGUUUUGGAAAACCGAACAUACCAGAAAUUGAGAAGGAAGAGAAGGAAGAGAAAGUUAGCACCGAUGAGGUUGCUUCUUUUAAAACUGGGGUUGUAGAAGAGAGUACUGUUGUUCUGGGAGAUGUGAACGGAAGUAUUUCAAUGGUGGAGAAAUAUAUAGGAAAGGGAAGGACUGUGGCUGAAAAUUCUCUUGAUGAGGCAAUUUUGGUGGAGGAUAAAGUAGGUGAGGUUCAGGAAGAUGGUGGUUUGGUUGAUUGUAUGCCAUUGAUUGAUGAGAAUUUGAGGGAAAUUCAGUGUGAGAAGCAAGUAAUUGAGCAUGUCGAAAGAGAAUUCAAUGCAGUGGAGUCUCAGAAAAAGAGGGAAGAUCACGAGGAGAAACCACGGAAUGAAGGAAAAUUGAAUGAUGUUGGUGGGGAGGUGCUAGAUAGUAUGUAUUAUGGGGAUUUAGGUAAUAAUUUUGAGGUCAAAGAUGAUAAAUCUGCAGAGUUGAUUGAUUCAUUCAAGGAAGAUCAGCCGGGUUCUGCUGCAGGCAUUUACUGGAAACAGUUGGGAGAAGAAUACAGUGACGGCAAUGAUGAUGAUGGUGAAGAGUCUCUGGAUUCAGGGUCUAAUGGUACAGAAAGUUCCUCAUCAGAUGCUUCAAUGGCUGACAUUCUCCCAAUGCUUGAUGAGCUCCACCCACUUCUAUAUUCAGAAGCUCCUCAACCUGUCCAUAUCUCUAACAAUGAAUCAGAUACUGGUUCACUGAUGUCCCAUAAGAGUGAUAUUGAAAGUGUUGAGUCUAAGGAAAGUGAUAAUGACAGAAGAGAAUGUGAGGAGGAUGAUGAUGAGGAGAACGAGGAGGAUGAAGAAGGAGAAGCAGCAAAGGAGGAAAUUGAGGAUGAAAGCAAAUCUGCAAUUAAGUGGACAGAGUUUGAGCAGAAGAAUCUCGUGGACUUGGGGACUUCAGAGCUUGAAAGGAACCAACGUCUAGAGAAUCUUAUUGCAAGGAGAAGAGCUCAUAAAAACUCGAGAUUGAUGGCUGAGAAGAAUCUGAUGAACUUGGAAAGUAAUAAUCUUCCUUUUAAUGUUCCAGCUAUUGCAACAACAAGGCGAAAUCCAUUUGAACUCCCUUGCGAUCUCUAUGACAAUAUGAACAUUCCUGGUUCUGCACCUUCCAUUUUAUUGCCAAGACAAAUUCCGUUUAAUCUGCCUUAUGACCCAAAUGAAGAAAAACCUGACCUCAGAGGAGACAUUUUUCGACAAGAGUUCACAGCUGUUCAACCAAAGGAACGAGUUUACAGAAGGAAUGAAACCUUCAGCAUAGGAGCAUCUGUUUUGGGGGGAUCCAAGCAGGAGAGGCAAGCCUUCAGAUGGAGACCAUAUUUUGUACCGGAACGGUUGUCUUCAGAGGAAGGAACAAGCUAUUUUACAUUCCAGAGUCAAUUAAGGGAAGUUAGUGAGUCAAAGAUUAGUUCUGUUCUGGCUACUGAAUCAUUGAGUUCAGCUAUUGAUGAAGAAGACAGGCAGUUCCAUGAACAAGUACCAGAACAGUUUACUUCAGAAGGAAUGAGCUAUACCAUAUUUAGUGAUUCAAAAGUAAGUUCAGUUCCUGAUACUGAGUCAGUAAGUUCGGUGGUGGAUGGGGACACAAAGAUGAACAAACAAAAUGUUUCUUGGGAGACAAAAUCUUUUUCUAACAUGGACCGUGCCACUGAUCAUGUUGAAUUUGGAAGCCAAUCCUCUGAAGAUGUUGAUGCUGUAGAUAUUGAACAAGCUACAAAUAGGGAUGUUUACCGCAAUAAAGUUGAAAUUACUUUAGGGGGUAUGGAGAAUCACCAUGUAAAGGAAUGCAGUGUUUCUGGAGCUGAAGGGAUGAUUACUCCUGAGGAAUCUAAUACAAAUGAGAGUUUGUCUGGAACAGAAGAAAUGUCUACUCCUAAGGAACUUGGUGCAAAUGAGAUUCAUCUGAAAACAGAACCAGGUGAAGAGGAUUACAGCGGUGGGUCAAGCUUCUCAUCAUUGUCAGAAGUAUAUGAUAAAAUUUCUGAAAUGAGAGAGGGAGAAUUGAUGAGGUUGGAGCCCAGAGCCAACCAUGUUGAAGAAUCGGGUGUUUCAACUGGUACUUCUCUCGAGGAGCCGGAAUUUCAAUUAAUGAAAGGGGUUCUGGAACAGAGGGACCCUGUAUUUGAUCCAGUCCCCCAAAAAAUGGAGAAAUUCCACUCAUUUGCUUUCAUUUCAUCUGAUACACAACUGGAAAUGACUAGAAUGCUUGGGUAUGCAAAUAAAUCUGAACUACACAUUGAGGACGGCAAGAAGGAUACUACUGAUGAUUUUGAAGAGGUGGAUACAGCCUCCUCAGAAGGUCAUGCAGCAGAUGAAGAUGAAUCAACAUUAAGGGAAGUUGCAUUCACACAGACAAGUGAGCAUGAUCUGAACACGGUUGGUUAUUCAGGUAUUAGUCCAAACACCGAUAAUCAAAAGGGAGCCACUGUGAGAUUGUUCUCUUCAGACAUUAGUCCUGUAGAGGAGUAUACAGUGUAUAGGGGAGAGCAAUUUCUCCAUGAAAAGGAUCAAGUUGUCUCAUCAAGACAUGAUUCUGAGAAUCAUCAAGAGGUGGUUCAGAAGUCAGCUUCUGCAGCUCCUGGUGAUCAGGUUUCUGAUCCCUAUUCAAGUUUGUCUACUCCAGAGGGGCAACAACCUUCCAUGGUGUUUGAACAUGUUAUUAUGCAUACUAGUGAGUCUGAGCCUGUAGAGGGAAAAACAAAUGAUAAGGAAGAAACUAUGCAACCUAAACUGGAUGAAGUCCAUUUGUCAAGUUCAUUAGACAUGAAGUUGGUAGAGGAAGGCAUGACAGAAAAGGAUAGACAUUUUCUGCAGGAACCAAGUCAAGUGUACCCAUUAAGUGUUGAUGAAGUUGGCCAUAUUGAUGGCCACCAAGAUCUUUCUGAGGAUUUGGAUAUUGUGCCUUUGAGUUCCCAGCAUACAGAUUUCAAUAACUUAACAUUGUCUACACCAGUGGAAUGGCAGUCUACCCUGUUGACCGAGCAAGUUCCAACAGUUCAUCAUUCUCCAGAGACUGAUUGUGUACAGGAGCAUUUAUUAGAUAAGGGAGAAACUCAUCAGCUUGAAAAGGAUCAAUCCCAAUCAUCUUCUGAGUCAAAGAUUGAUUCUGGUCUCCACCAGGAUAUGGACGCAAAGGUGAUUUCCACCAAGUAUAGUUAUGAAGAUGUUAGUUCUGAAGAAAUAUCUACAUCUGAAUUGGGGAAGCAACUAUCUUGUUCGGAUAAAUCACCAUCUUAUGAUGAUGAUGAUGAAACCCAGGAAGCUACUAUCCUUCAGACAGGGUCUACAGAAGAAGUAAACACUGUCAACAAUGCAAAUGUAUCUGAAGUUCCUGAUCAUGAUCAUGAUCAUGAGGUGAAAAUUUUGAAAAAUUCAUCAUCAAUGACUUACAAUGCCUCUUCAACCACAUUCAAGAGUCCUGGAAGUAGAUUUCCAGAUGGGGAGAAAGUAAGCAUUCUCACCAUUGCAAAUGUCCCCGAAGUUCAUGAUCAUGAGGACAAAACUUUGAAAACUUCUUCAUCCUUAACAUCUAACUCUGGUUCAACCUUAUUUGUGAAAGAUGGAGUCCUUGAUAGAGUUGUAUAUGGGGACCGUGAUCAGGUUGAGGAACACUUAAAUAAUCCAGUAGAAUCAUAUGGUCCUUGCAUUGAUGAGGAAAACUUCAAUGGAAAUCCAGAUGAAUUAAGGGAAAUUGAUGAAGGGUUUCUGUCUGAACUGGAUAGUGUUGGUGACUUUAGUGUCAAAGAAGUUGGUGAGUCAGGUCAUAUUGAACCAACAUCGAAGGAGACCAAUAUCUCAAAUACAGAGUCAUUGCCCAAUGAUUCCAUACCAGCAGCAACCAAUGCAGAGCUACCAACUCUUGAAGCAAAAUCAAUUAAAGAUAUUGUCUUGGCAUUUCAGCAAAUUGAAGAAGGUGUAGAUGUGGAGGAAGUCAUCCUACACAGCAUGCUUGAGGAUCAGGCAGUUGUUGGUGAAAAAGUAGAUUCAGCAGGCACCAACUUAGACUUACCUGUUCUCGAAGCAAGAUCUCUGGAGGAUAUUCACACUGGUUUGAAGCAAGUUUCACAAAGUAAUCAGGUUGAGUUAUCGAAACCUUUGGAGUCAGAGAAAUGAUCAGCAGAGCUAGAAGAAAUUGAUGUGGUUUCUGCAAAGCAAAUUGAAUCAAGUUUUGUUGAAUCUGUUAAGCUGGAAAACAGUGUGACGGCAGGUGACUGAGGAAAAAUCUGAACAUUUAAAUGUGAGUAUAUCCAACAGUGAGAAGGAAAAUCAUGUAAGUGGAAAUGAAAUUCUGGCAUCUGUUGUAGCGCAAGCUCUGGUGAUUCAGAGUGACAAUGAGAAUCCAAAAACAAUUUGAGGAAGAAAUACAUUGAUGGUUUGUUCCUCAGUGAUGGGCUUGGUUGAGUUAUGUUAUCUAUCAGAGUGUUUGGUAGGAGAUGCAUUUGGUUUGACUUUGUUUUUUUCUUUGGUUGAUAUCUUCAAGAAUGAGUUUUUGGUAUUGAUUUCUUGGAGUGUGAAGUUUUCUUAUAGUUUUCACUUGCCUUGCUUAUAGAAACUGAGAGUGAGCAUGGUUUAUCUUUUGUACAGGGAUGUUUUGGGUCCUUAAAUGUUGUAAAUUUUGGAUGUAGACUUGUGACUUUUGAAUAUAUGUGAAUGCAAUUUUGGUGCAA